CCUCAACAAUGAAGGUGUUCCUCAUCUGCUGCUAUUUUGUCUUCCUAGCCGCGGCUGGGCGAGUCCGGCGACUGAUCGGAGGGGGAGAUGCACAACCUGGUUCCUGGCCUUGGCUCGGCUCCCUACAGAAGCAGCUCAGUGGCUCCUUCAUCCAUCUCUGUAGUGUCAGCAUUAUGAACGACAACUGGGCCCUGACCGCCGGACAUUGUGUCGACAACACAUCAUUUCCUCUGUCAGGCUACAAGUUGCGUUUCGGCGUCAAAAAUCCAACCGCGACAUCACCCGACCAACAGGAUGUUGGCAUCUCCAACAUCAUCAUUCACCCUCAGUGGUCCCGCCGAGGAUACGGUGAACCCAACGACCUUGCCCUCUUGAACUUUGACCAAACAUUGACCUUUAACGAGGGGACACAACCCGCACUGUUCAACAUCUCCACAUCCAGUACAACACCGCCGGAGUCGGACAUCAAUGACUGCUACCUCGCCGGCUGGGGAGCGGAGAAAGAUGUCAACUGGACUGUUCCCGAUUCACUACAGCAAGCAUCAACCCGAGUUAUCCCCCUUGCUGACUGCCACAAAUUCUUGAGCAGCAUCCAGCCUCAACAACUCUGCGCCAUCAACACCGACAGUCCAAACACCAUCUGCCACGGGGACAGUGGCGGAAGUCUGGUGUGUCGCCAUGACGAAAAAUACGUGGUUGUCGGGGUCCUGUCAUGGUCGACACUGCAUUGCCCCGUCACAAUGCCUACGGUGUGCACCAAACUAUCCUCCUUCAGCGACUGGAUCAACAGUAACGUCGCCGGUUGAACACUCGCGGCGUCACAACAUCGUCAGCUGAACACUCACAGCGUCACAAUAUCUUCGGCUGAAGACUCAAAACGUCACAUUAUCAGAUCACAGGAUUAACGUUACAGGUGUCGGUCUUUAUGUACUAUUUAGUGUCUCCGUUGAUAGCCGACAUGGUAUUAACAGACAGGAGAUAAACAUAUAUCAGGUAAACAGACGGGAGAUGCACAGAGAGGAGAUAAACAGACAGGAGAUAAACAGACGGGGCAUAAACAGACAUCAGAUAAACAGACAGGAGAUAAGCAGACAGGAGAUAAACAGACAAAAGAUAAACAGACGGGAGAUAAACAGACAGGAGAUAAACAGACAGAAGAUAAACAGAGAAGAUAAACAGACAGGAGAUAAACAGACAGGAGAUAAACAGGAGAUAAACAGACAGAAGAUAAACAGACAGGAGAUAAACACAGAAGAUAAAUAGACAGAAGAUAAACAGACGGGAGAUAAGCAGACAGGAGAUAAACAGACAAAAGAUAAACAGACGGGAGAUAAGCAGACAGAAGAUAAGCAGACAGGAGAUAAACAGACAGGAGAUAAACACACAGAAGAUAAAUAGACGGAAGAUAAACAGACAGGUGAUAAACACACAGAAGAUAAACGGACAGGAAAUAAACAGACGGGAGAUAAGCAGACAGAAGAUAAACAGACAGAAGAUAAACGGACAGGAGAUAAACAGACGGGAGAUAAACAGAGACAGGAGAUAAACAGACAGAAGAUAAACAGACAGGAGAUAAACAGACAGGAGAUAAACAGACAGAAGAUAAACGGACAGAAGAUAAACAGAC
This is a messenger RNA of Haliotis rufescens (red abalone), 1627 nucleotides long. Its product is annotated as chymotrypsin-like elastase family member 1. The transcript has 6 exons. NCBI's taxonomy places the organism in Eukaryota, Metazoa, Mollusca, Gastropoda, Lepetellida, Haliotidae. Gene Ontology annotation, biological process: proteolysis. Gene Ontology annotation, molecular function: serine-type endopeptidase activity. The record is from RefSeq and is a predicted model, not a curated record. The coding region runs from base 9 to 806 and encodes 265 amino acids.